Messenger RNA from Fibroporia radiculosa, 1530 nucleotides. RefSeq lists its product as uncharacterized. Lineage: Eukaryota; Fungi; Basidiomycota; Agaricomycetes; Polyporales; Fibroporiaceae. The transcript has 2 exons. The coding region runs from base 1 to 1530 and encodes 509 amino acids. The record is from RefSeq and is a predicted model, not a curated record. Gene Ontology annotation, molecular function: protein binding.
AUGGCUUCUGAAGUCGAAGUGCAGCGACGCCUGCUCAGACGCGAAGAAACAAGCCUCCUCCGCACUCUCACUCAAGUGAGGGAACGAAUUAAUGCCCUCGCACCCAUCUCCUCCCUCCCUCCUGAGAUCCUCACCCACAUCUUCCUCCUCCAUGUCGCUAACGCAGUUGACCUCAGCGUCCUCCCCAUCUCCCCAUCAGCCCUCUUUGAUAGUGCCUGCUUAAGUGACUCCCGCUUUCUCCAGUCUAUCACCGCCCUCGAACUGUCCAGCGUCUGCCGUCUGUGGCGCAACGUCGCUCUCAAUUGUGCCGCCCUCUGGAUGAAUGUUACCAUUACUUAUCAAAGUAACCCGGCUUGGACAGCUCUCCAGCUCUCCCGCAGUAAGAACAUGCCCUUCGCGCUCACCCUCUUGAAACAUGCUAGAGUCGACGCCGUUUUGUCCAGUCUCACUCGCGUCCAGGGCAUCGACCUCGUGUGCGACAUCGACCAGGACAUCCUUCAGUGCCUCGUUGACCGCGCACCACUCCUCCAGCAUCUCAUAUUUUCCGGCUUCUAUGAUUCCAGAGUCCCGCUUCAAGCUGUUUUCCGCCCUGAGUCCUCUCCACAUUUGUACCGCGUUGAGGUAUACACUCAGAUCCCUCUCUCUGUCCUGCCCGCCCACACGCUCCGCCACCUAGUCAUCAAUAACACAAUGGCCUACACCAGUAGCCUCGUCGAUGUAUUGGAGACGAUGCCUUUGCUCGAGCACAUGGAGCUAUGCUGUAAGUUUGGGGAUUGGGAUAGAGCUCCUUAUUCGAUAACACUUGGUUCCAUCCGGAUUUUGCACGUCGCAUGUUGUGACGAUUCACUACCCGUGGCAUUCCUCGACAGUAUCGUGCUCCCGAAUCUGACCACUUUCAGCGUGGGCUCGCCCUCAAAUGCCAGCACAUCGCUCAUGGCCGCAUUCGUAUCCAAGCUCUCCCCCUUCGACACGCUCACAAUCAUGCAAAACGGAUCAGUAAUUUUUGCGGGAUAUCGCUUCCUCAAGCAUAUUGGCACCAUGGUGUUUCCCCACUCGCUUGCACACCUUCGCCGUCCGAGACCUGCGAAUAGCUGCCCGCUUUCAGUCAUCGCGUACGGUGUCAGACAGAAUGAGCAGAUCGAGCAGGAUAUGCGUGCCACCCUAUUCGCCUCGCCCGCACUGGAUGGCGUCCGGUACCUCAGUGUUACGCAGUAUCACAAGCUCGAUAAGCUCCUCACGCAACUCGCCGUCACCCCGUGUCUGCCGAACAUGCAUGCCCUGGAGAUCAUAGACAUGGACAUUGACUCUCAGGACCAUACCAGAGUCACGGUGGGGGCCGCGCUCGUUCACUGUGUGUCGGCGCGCCGCGCGUGCCCGAACCUUGCGGACAUGGAGAUUAUAGUGCUCACUCAGUGCGCGUGGGUCACGGACGCCCUCUUGACCGAGCUGAGUGCAAUCGUCUUCAUGAUCAUGGUCGACCACGAGAUCUGGUCUGGUCCGGACACAACGCCCGCGACGAGACUCGACUGA